Saccostrea cuccullata (small rock oyster) is the source of this 1480-nucleotide messenger RNA. Its product is annotated as palmitoyltransferase ZDHHC16B-like. Gene Ontology annotation, cellular component: Golgi apparatus. The transcript is spliced from 9 exons. Lineage: Eukaryota; Metazoa; Mollusca; Bivalvia; Ostreida; Ostreidae. Gene Ontology annotation, biological process: protein palmitoylation. Bases 170 to 1345 code for a protein of 391 amino acids. Gene Ontology annotation, molecular function: palmitoyltransferase activity. The record is from RefSeq and is a predicted model, not a curated record.
GAAGGUAAAUAGAGUUGUCGCAACAAAAACAUUGCCGAUGGGAGGUGGAGUCGUCAAAGUGACUCAAACUCAAACGAUUAGACAUCACUAGUUAGAUAAAGAAACUGGAAUGAAAAAGAAGAAGAGGAACGAUAACUUUGUUGUAUGUUGAGUCUGUGUCCCCCAGAUUAUGGCACAAGUCCACUGGAGAGUGACCGAGUUUCCUCGGCGACUGGUUUCGCGAUGUCGAGCCCUGGUUUCCUGGCUUGUUCUUCUAAGACAGACCCUGUUCUACAAUGAGUUCACCUCCUACAUGGUCGGGCUGGAAACUGCAGCUGAGCCAAUGUUCUGGACAGUGGACAAAUUUUCCAAAUACUUUGGACCAAUUUUCAUGGUACUGGUGGUGUGCCUGACUACCUCUGUGGUCGUCAUCUUCUACAUCUGCCUCCUGCCCCACGUCUACCAACAGAGUCUCAGUAAGACCGUAUUCCAUCUGAUAUUUGGACACUGGCUACUGGUGAACAUCGUGUUUAAUUAUGUGAUGGCCGUCUUCACAGACCCAGGCCAUCCCCCAAGGGAGGUUCCAGAAACAGUUUCUAUAUGUAAGAAGUGUAUAUCCCCCAAGCCUCCACGGGCCCACCACUGCAGUAUCUGUGACAAGUGUGUGCUAAAAAUGGACCACCAUUGUCCUUGGAUAAACAACUGUGUCGGGUACUACAAUCAUCGUUACUUCUUCCAGUUCUGUGUAUUUAUGUUGUCAGGGACUAUAUAUGUUUGUGUGACAGGAAUUGACUUGUUUAAACAGCAUUUUUAUGGAGACAAGUACUACCCCUUCCCAGCUGUUCUGUAUCCACUCAAUAUGGCUUAUGACAUUAUAUAUGGAGACCAUAAUAAACCAUUCCUUGGAGGUAUAGCAGCUGUACCAGUACUUAACUCCUCCUUAGACCAGAAUCAGAGGAAGCAGCACCAGCCGGGGGCAGAUCUAGAGGUUGACAUGCGGUAUCAGCACUACCACACGGCGGUGGUGUACGAGUUUGUUCUCUGCUCUGCGGUUGUGAUCGCGCUGUUACUGCUGGUGUGCUGGCACGUCAGAAUGAUCAGUUUUGGGGAGACAAAUAUUGAGGUGUACAUCAAUAGGAAGGAAGUCAGCAGGCUGAAAAAGCUAGGACUGGUGUAUACCAACCCUUACCAUUAUGGAUUUAUUAAAAACUGGCAGAUGUUUUUUGGACUUGGAAAAGGAAGGACGUUCUUGAAGCACGUUCUUUUCCCCUCCACUCACACACCGUGUGGUGACGGACUGACGUUCCCUCGAGUUCCAAACAAAGGGCCCAGAGAGGACAAAGACAGGGGCCUGAUGCUGUUAUGACAAAAGUGGUCAGACUAGUAAACUACCCUCAACUUCAUUUUUCGGAUCCUAUGAGACUUAAAGUGUAAAAAAGUUCAUUCAGAUAUAUGUCAACGCCUAAAUGAAACACAGUUCUGUCAAGUUCAAUUUCAAUUU